This is a messenger RNA of Orycteropus afer afer, 2022 nucleotides long. The record is from RefSeq and is a predicted model, not a curated record. Lineage: Eukaryota; Metazoa; Chordata; Mammalia; Tubulidentata; Orycteropodidae.
AUGGUUGUCUUUGCUCUCAAGCACAGGCACACACAGAUGGGAGCAACGGUUGGGGAGAAGGCAGCCAACAGAUUCCUCACCCUCAAGGCCAUAAGCUUCCUCGACGUCAUCGGCCUGAAGCAGGAGCACUAUGUUAGCCAUGAGAAGUCCGUCCUGGAGGAAAGGGGAAAGAAGGACAGCGGUGGCCAGAUCCAAACACAAGGAGGAGCCACUGAGCCCCACGGGCAGGCGUUGGAACCUUCUGUUCCCGCACGGAACGCCUUCCCUGAGCACCGCGUGGCCCAGACACCGGAAGUGAAAUGUGUCUUCCCCGCAGCCGUUCCUGCGAGAUGCCAGCACGGCCGCCGCAGCCGCUUUCUGCGUAGCGAGCAGCGAGGACUGACCUGCGUCUCCUGGUGUGAGAUCAGAACUCACAGUGGAGAAAGGCCCUAUACAUGUGAGGAAUGUGGGAAAGCCUUUCAUCGUUCGUCAUCCCUUACUAUACAUAAAAGAAUUCACAGUGGGGAGAGACCUUGGGAAUGUAAGGAAUGUGGGAAAGCCUUUCGUUUUAAUCGUAACUCCCAUCUCACUAGACAUAUGCAAAGUCACAAUAGCGAAAGGCCUUAUAAAUGUAAGGAAUGUGGCAAAGAUUUCAGUCUAGGUUCACGUUUCAAUAGACAUAUGCAAAGUCACAGUGGGGAGAGACCUUAUGAGUGUAAGGAAUGUGGGAGACGUUUUAGUCGUGCCUCAUUUCUCACUCUUCAUGUAAGAACUCACACGGGAGAGAGUCCCUAUGAAUGUAAGCAAUGUGGGACAAGCUUUAGUUGUUUGUCAUUGCUUACUCAACAUAUACAAACUCACAGUGAGGAAAGGCCUUAUGAAUGUAAGGAAUGUGGAAAAGCCUUUAGCCAUGCCUCAUCCUUCACUAUACAUAUGGGGACUCACAGUGGAGUGAGGCCCUAUAUAUGUAAGGAAUGUGGAAAAGCCUUUAGUUGUUCAUCAUCCCUUACUGUACAUAGAAGAAUUCACAGUGGAGAGAGGCCAUAUAUAUGUAAGGAAUGUGGGAAAGGUUUUAGUUGUUCAUCCUCCCUUACUACACAUAGAAGAAUUCACAGUGGAGAGAGGCCAUAUGUGUGUAAGGAAUGUGGGAAAGGUUUCAGUUGUUCAUCAUCCCUUUUUUCACAUAGAAGAAUUCACAGUGGAGAGAGAUGUCAUGUAUGUAAGGAAUGUGGGAAAGACUUUACUUGUUCAUCAUCCCUUACUGUACAUAAAAGAAUUCAUAGUGGAGAGAGGCCUUAUGUAUGUAAGGAAUGUGGGAAAGCCUUUCAUUAUUCUGCAUCCCUUAGGGAACACAGAGGAACUCACAGUGGACAGAAGCCUUAUGAAUGUAACAAAUGUGGGAAAGGUUUUAUUCGUGCCUCACUUCUCACUAUACAUUUGCGAAGUCAUACUGGGGAGAGACCUUAUGCAUGUAAGGAAUGUGGGAAAGGGUUUUUUCGUGCCUCGCUUCUCACUAUCCAUGUAAGAACUCACAGAGGAGAGAGGCCAUAUGAGUGUAAACAAUGUGGGAAAGCCUUUACUUGGUUCUCAUCCCUUACUAAGCAUAGAAGAACUCACACUGGGGAGAGACCUUAUGAAUGUAAGGAUUGUGGGAAAGCCUUUACUCGUGCCUCAUCUCUCACAAGGCAUAGAAAGACUCACAGUGAUGUGAACUUGUCAUCCGUGUUCCCGCGAAAGUGCAGACAACGGAAGCGGAAGUGUGUGUCGUCGGUCGUUCGCAGCCGCGCUUUGGAGCGACACUGGUCCCUGGCAGGUGCCCCGCGGGCUCCGGUCCGGAGUCUGAGGCGCUACUCCCGCUCUUCCUCGCACUCUCGUCUCUCCGCCUCACGGAGCCUCGGAACCUCCUGUCGCCGGGGCGCCGCCGCCGCCGCUUCUCUCGCGAUCUCGGCCAGGCGGCUGCAGCCGCUGCCUGGACGCCGAGCAGCCGUUGUGGACCUGCGUCUCCAGGUAGGGGAACAGGUAACAUCGCGGGAACCGUCGUGA